CUUCCGACUACGCGUUUCUGUAAUAAAUUUCGAAUCGUGGGCAUUUGACCGUUCUCAUCACCGUGGAGGGGAGAAAUCGUGAGCUUACGCCUUUAGAGGCACACAGAGGGAGAGAGAGCAAGAGAGAGAGAGAGAGAGGAAUUGGAAGGCUAUCGACGAACAAUGGAGGGCGAGUUGAAGGAGAUUCUUGCAGAUCUCGACGAUCUCAAAGGGGUGGUCUCCGAACCAGAUCAUCGCGAACGUAUCGAGAAGAUAAAAAAGCGUGCUGAACGCAUUGGUGGUUUCGUAGGAAGCUCGCAUGUGCGGCGGCAGAGAGUGAAGGAUAUGAGCGCUGAGGUUGUGGAUACAAAUCCUUACAGUAGGCUGAUGGCUCUCCAAAGGAUGGGAAUAGUGAAGGACUACGAACGGAUAAGGGAAUUCUCUGUUGCAGUUGUAGGAAUAGGUGGUGUUGGUAGUGUUGCUGCAGAAAUGCUUACAAGGUGUGGUAUUGGCCGACUACUGCUUUAUGACUAUGACACAGUGGAGUUGGCUAAUAUGAAUAGGCUAUUCUUUCGCCCAGAACAGGUUGGGAUGACAAAGACAGACGCUGCUGUUCAGACAUUGUCAGACAUUAAUCCCGAUGUUGUUCUUGAGAGCUAUACAUUCAACAUCACAACUGUUAAAGGCUUUGAGACUUUUAUGACUAGCCUGACUUCUGGUCACAUUGGCUCCAACAAGCAUUUCACUGGAGUCGAUCUAGUCUUGAGCUGUGUUGACAAUUAUGAAGCUCGCAUGGUCGUCAACCAGGCUUGCAAUGAGCUCAACAAGACAUGGAUGGAGUCUGGUGUCUCUGAAAAUGCUGUUUCUGGUCAUAUACAGUUGUUGGUUCCUGGGGAAACUGCUUGUUUUGCUUGUGCUCCUCCUUUGGUUGUUGCGUCUGGGAUUGAUGAGCGCACUCUUAAACGAGAAGGUGUCUGUGCGGCUUCUUUACCAACUACCAUGGGGGUUGUAGCUGGUCUCUUAGUUCAGAAUGCCCUUAAAUUCCUUCUCAAGUUUGGACAAGUGACCAAAUAUUUGGGAUACAAUGCUCUAAAAGAUUACUUCCCAACAAUGGAAAUGCGACCAAAUACACAAUGUUCAAAUGCAGCUUGCUUAGAACGCCAGAAAGAGUACGCCCAAAUGGAACCAAUAAGAGAUGCUGAAGCUAAGGCAAUGAUGGAAACCCAAGCAUUGUCAGAUGAGGGGCCACUUCAUGUUGACAAUGAGUGGAACAUUAGUGUCGUUGAUGAUGAUGGAUUGGAGGUUUCUCAGGUCUGCAGAACAACAGAUGCUCUUCCAGAUGGUCUUGCACGUGAGCUUCCAGACGCAGAUGAUUUUCAUCAUGACCUUCCAACAUCAACGACUGCGUCCACCUCAUUUGAUCUUGAAGACCUUCAAAAGCAACUGGAUGCUCUCAAUGCUAGCUGACUUGAGGACAUCCUACCAUGAUUUUGGCUUACCAACUCGGAUGACGAUUGGUGGCGGCUAUGACAAAGGGCACGUCUACAUCCUGACGACUCCUAUGGGUCUUGCUGCUACCUCCUCUACAUCAGACUCUACAUUCUUACAGUGGCAUCUCAGGCUCAGUUAUCCUUCAGGGCCCAAGCUCCAUUCUAUCCUACCUAAUCUCUCAGUCCCAGAGUCUUUGUAGUGUGAAGCUUGUCAACUUAGCAAGCACACUCGUAGUAGUUUUUUUUUGAAUUUCAGUCCGUCGAGUCAAGGGUUGUUUGAUCUUCUUCAUGUUGAUGUGUGGGGGCCUAG
This is a messenger RNA of Nymphaea colorata (pocket water lily), 1779 nucleotides long. Its product is annotated as ubiquitin-like modifier-activating enzyme 5. Bases 163 to 1446 code for a protein of 427 amino acids. The record is from RefSeq and is a predicted model, not a curated record. Gene Ontology annotation, molecular function: UFM1 activating enzyme activity. Gene Ontology annotation, cellular component: cytosol; cytoplasm. Gene Ontology annotation, biological process: protein ufmylation. The transcript is spliced from 15 exons. Lineage: Eukaryota; Viridiplantae; Streptophyta; Magnoliopsida; Nymphaeales; Nymphaeaceae.